CGGCGAGGGUCCCUGAAUUCAACCCCACCAAUAAAAGUAACUCGGCCUAUUUCAAUUUACUGUAUUUCGAAUCCUCCAGCUGCACGAUUUGUCAAAGCCCUUCAAUUGUGCUGGGCAAAUGCUGCUGCCGUCCCUCAACUGACAUUGCUUUUCUUCUGCUGCGUAUAUAACAAGUCUGCGGCCUGCGUCCCCUCGAGCCCUAAACACUCGACUUACACAGACCCAUCCCGUCCGACCCGCCAAACUGUUUUCCUCAGCUUUUCGCCGACGCGCAGCCCAGCUUCCUCUUCGUUCCACCUUCAGUCUCUCGGUGGCCGCUACAUCAAUCUUCCAGCAGAAGCCACAGUCGCCAGCGGUAGCCAAGUUCUCUUCCGCGACCAGCGCCAUGGCGCCUCCUCACACCAAAGUCGCCAUCAUAGGCUCUGGGCCCGCCGCCCACACAGCAGCAAUUUACCUUUCCCGCGCAGAACUAAAACCGGUCAUGUAUGAGGGCAUGCUGGCAGGAGGUACCGCGGCGGGAGGUCAGCUCACGACAACGACAGACGUUGAGAACUUUCCAGGCUUCGCGAAAGGCAUCGGCGGCAUGGAACUUAUGGAUGAGAUGAAGGCGCAGUCUCAGAGAUUUGGCACAGAAAUAAUCUCCGAGACGAUAACCCGAGUAGACCUCAAGUCAAAACCGUUCCGAAUGUGGCGAGAAUAUGAGGACAGCGAGACCGACGAACCAGCCCACACAUCCGACGCAGUCAUCAUUGCCACAGGUGCCAACGCGCGGAGGCUAGAUCUACCAGGCGAAGAGACAUACUGGCAAAACGGCAUCUCCGCAUGUGCAGUCUGCGACGGCGCCGUACCUAUAUUCCGCAACAAGCCCCUAGUAGUCAUCGGUGGAGGUGACUCCGCAGCAGAGGAAGCCAUGUUCCUAACAAAAUACGGCUCGCACGUCACGGUAUUGGUACGGAAAGAGAAACUGCGCGCAUCCAAGACCAUGGCAAACAGACUCCUCACAAAUCCUAAAGUCACGGUGAAGUUCAACCACGUAGCCACAGAAGUCCAAGGUGAGAACAAGCCCAGAGGACUCAUGACACACCUGAAGAUCAAGAACGUGGCCACCAAUGAAGAGGAAGUGAUGGAAGCCAACGGGCUCUUCUACGCUGUCGGCCACGACCCCGCCACGGCGAUUUUCAAGGGUCAAAUCGAAACGGACGAAGACGGAUAUAUCGCGACGAAACCUGGCACAAGCUACACUAGCGUUCCGGGUGUCUUUGCGGCAGGCGAUGUCCAGGACAAGAGAUACCGACAGGCCAUCACCAGCGCGGGAAGUGGAUGUAUAGCAGCGCUCGAGGCCGAGAAGUACCUUGCAGACCUCGAGGACGAUGAACCCAAUAUCGAGAAGGAGAACCAGGCCAAGAAGCCUGAAGUCAAUGGCGACGCGGCUCCCGAGUAUCGGUCGAACCCGUUGUUGUAGAAUUCCUGUGAUACAGAGAUAUACAGAUGAAUAAACUCUAGAUCACCCACAACCAAUAUAUGUAUUGGCUGGGCCGAGGCUCCAAGAUAUACGAACAGAAAUGUUAUCUACAUCUUCUUUUGGGGGGAUUCGUGACUAAGUCCAGCGCCAAUCGCUAUGCGCAAAGGACGUAACAUAAUACAAGUAGUACAGUCGAGGACCUCCAUUACCACCUCCUCAAAUACCAUGUAAACGCACUGCUGGUGGUAUAUUCGUUGUAAGGUGUCGGCACCUCAGCCAGACCUGGUCUUGCGACAGGAUGUCUCAGAUAGACGGCUGCGCAGAUUUUGUGGCUGACUUCCAGAUACCGAGGGAUGAAGGCGAA
Messenger RNA from Exophiala viscosa, 1826 nucleotides. Its product is annotated as thioredoxin reductase. Gene Ontology annotation, cellular component: cytosol; cytoplasm. Bases 386 to 1462 code for a protein of 358 amino acids. Gene Ontology annotation, molecular function: thioredoxin-disulfide reductase (NADPH) activity. NCBI's taxonomy places the organism in Eukaryota, Fungi, Ascomycota, Eurotiomycetes, Chaetothyriales, Herpotrichiellaceae. The record is from RefSeq and is a predicted model, not a curated record. The transcript has a single exon. Gene Ontology annotation, biological process: cell redox homeostasis; removal of superoxide radicals.